This is a messenger RNA of Frankliniella occidentalis (western flower thrips), 891 nucleotides long. RefSeq names its product esterase SG1-like. The record is from RefSeq and is a predicted model, not a curated record. Bases 16 to 876 code for a protein of 286 amino acids. Lineage: Eukaryota; Metazoa; Arthropoda; Insecta; Thysanoptera; Thripidae. The transcript is spliced from 5 exons.
CUUCUUAAAUCCACGAUGUAUCCCCACCUAAAACGAGCUCUCGGCCGUAAAGACUCUUUAUUCGCGCCAAUUAAGAUGAGAAGUCGAGAAGCACGCGACAUAGAUUACAGCGAGGGGCUUUUAGACACCUCGCAGCCGUGCGCCGAGAUGCCGCGCUCGGCGGGAGCUCUCUGGGGGAGCUCGCUGUUCGUGUGGUCUUUCCUCCUCGCCAGGGCCGGGUGCCAGGAAGUGAGCCUGUCCUCGGGCCGCCUGCUGGGAGUGCACGUCCAGGGCGCGGGUGCCGCCAGGGACUACUGGGCCUUCCGCGGCGUGCCCUUCGGAGCUCCGCCCGUCGAUGAGCUUCGUUUUAAGGCCCCGAGGCCGGCCGCAAGCUGGGAUGGUGUGCGCGACGCCACGGUGGAGGGCAACAUGUGCCCUCAGGUCAAAAACGACCAGGUCCGUGGCGCCGAAGACUGCCUCAACGUCAACGUUUACACGCCCUCGCUGGACUGCCCCGCUGAAGGCUACGCCGUCCUCGUGUUCUUCUACGGCGGCUCCCUCAUCGAGGGCUCCAAUAGAUAUGCACCCGAGUACGGACCGGACUUCCUGGUACACCACGACGUCGUGCUCAUACUGCCCAACUACCGCGUGGGCGCUUUUGGCUUCCUGAACCUCAACACGCCCGGCAUCCCCGGCAACGCCGGCCUCAAGGACGGCCUCCUCGCCCUGCGCUGGGUGCGCGACAACGCGCGCGCCUUCUGCGGAGACCCGGACCGCGUCACCAUCAUGGGGCAGUCGGCGGGCGCCAAGAUGGUGGCCUACCUCGCGCUCGCCGAGGGCGGCCGCGGUACGUACGAGCGCCCGUGUAUGGCCACCACGAUGUCUCCCCCCACUUGAAAUUCAAGAGUACGA